Babjeviella inositovora NRRL Y-12698 is the source of this 432-nucleotide messenger RNA. RefSeq lists its product as uncharacterized. The transcript has a single exon. NCBI's taxonomy places the organism in Eukaryota, Fungi, Ascomycota, Pichiomycetes, Serinales. The annotation marks the transcript as partial. The record is from RefSeq and is a predicted model, not a curated record.
GAGUUAAAGAACCGAAUCAUGGAAAUUGAAGAGAACAAUGAGAUAGCCACCAUCGCGUUAGCCAGAACCAAAUCAUCCAUUAAACGGUUGAGAUUGGAAUACUCGGUUCUAACGGAGAAACUCGAACAGAAUGUUAUCCUUGACGAGAUUGAUAGUGAAUUCAACGUUGCCUCCAUCUAUGACGCAAACACCAUAAAUGGUGCGAAAUACAGAGACCCAUCUAUUCCCAAGAGGCCCACAAAUCCAUAUUUGCAGUUCUGCGAAGUUGAGAAGGACAACACCAAGAAAACCAUCUCAAACUUUGCCGACUUGUCAAAGGAAUUGGCAAAGAAGUGGAAAGCUCUAACCAAGGAGGAAAGUAAGCCAUAUUACAACUUAUACGAGGAAGACAAGGCAAGAUACCACAGAGAUAUGGUGGCGUACUCAGCCAAG